AUGGCGACUGCUCAACUCCCCGCGGGCUCCCGGUCUGGCCGCCUUGCGGAUGACGCUGCGACCGCCGCGCUCUAUGUGACACACCCCGAACGCAAAGCUUCGAUCCGCAACUCGACCGCAACGGAGGAGUUCAAUCCCCGUGUCACGGGCACGCCCAAUCUCAGCCGCGCCUCCGCCAGCGCCGCCCUCCUUGCGCACACGAGGUCCAAGCCCGUUGAAAUAUGGCGUCCUGGACGACUGCCGGCCGCGGAAAAGGCCGCCUUAUGCGUGAAGGACUACACUCCCCCAGAGAUCCCGAUGCCAAAACCCAGCACCGAAUACAGCGCCGAAGGACUUGAAGCUGCCGUGCUUGCUGUCCGCGACCAGAAGAGCGGGACCAGUUUGCCACCGACGGCCACGGGCCCCAAGCACGAUGCUUCGGUCAGUGCCGCGUCUGAAGCGUCGCAUGCGCGACCCGCUGCGCGAGGGCGCCUCGAGGGCGAAGAAGAUCAGCUGGCUCACACCGACCGCGCCAAUGAGGCUAGUCGUAUCCAGCAUGCUCAUACGAAUGCUCGACUUUACACUUCAUCGCCCCCCGUCGCGACGGAGGUAGAGGAGCGCAAUCACAGGAACUCGCUUCGCGCUGCCGCGAUCGUCAUGGCUAAGGAUAAGCAAGAUGUCUCCGAUAAGGUUAGCCCGGGUGUAACGGAUACUACUGCUCUUUCCGCAGCGCAGAAAGGACAGCACUCGGCGCGCUCGAGGAAGGCCGUUAAUGAAGGGGCAGAUAAAAGGACCACCCUACUCCAAGCAAUCGCGUUGCAAGACGCUGCGCAGAAGCGUGCUACCGAGAAGCUCGCUCAGAUGAAGGAUCCGAACGCCGAGUACCUCGAGUACUACGGGACCACGCCGCAGCCACAACAGUCCCGCUGGGCGACCCGCCGCAAAAGAACCUCGAGCGAUGCGGAUUCUGUGCAGGUGGAUGAGGAGCGGUCGAGACAAAUCCGCAGCCAGAUGUUCAGUCUGCAGAAGAAGAUGAAUCGGGUUGAUAACCAGAGAGAAAAAGAUCGCGAGCUGCUCUUGAAGGCGGCACAGCGUAAUGUUGAUGCCACCAUGCAGGACCUCGAGAUGCAAGUCUAUGCCGACACAGGUCGCCCUACGCCUUCCAUGCUGAAGGAGUGGGAUAAAGCUGCCCAGGGACGUGCGCAGAAAGAAAUCGAUACUGCGGAAGCUUCUGGUGCUGUGCAAGGGGAGCAAGUCAAUAUCGGUACCCACCAGUUCAUGGAUAUGGCAGACGUUGAAGCUGUGGCGCGCUCUCGCCUUCAACCUGCGCUUGAUGAGAUCACGGACCAGGCGGAGACACAGAGGGCUCAUGAUGUGGAGGCCCGCUUGGAUGAAGAGGAGGAGAGGAGACAUGCGUCUGUGGAGCGUCAGCGGGAGGCUGAUCUGAGGGCUGAGGAGAAGCGUCAGAAGAAAGGUACGUUUUAG
Penicillium lagena is the source of this 1464-nucleotide messenger RNA. RefSeq lists its product as uncharacterized. The record is from RefSeq and is a predicted model, not a curated record. The transcript is spliced from 4 exons. The coding region runs from base 1 to 1464 and encodes 487 amino acids. NCBI's taxonomy places the organism in Eukaryota, Fungi, Ascomycota, Eurotiomycetes, Eurotiales, Aspergillaceae. Gene Ontology annotation, biological process: eisosome assembly.